UUCGCAGAGAUGGAGUUUCUGCAGAAUCAUCACACGGUGAACACCUCCGAACCGCCGUACACCCUUGGCACAGGUUCGGUGGGAAGUAUCGAGGCAACCAUACCUUCCGGUCUCUGCACCGGGCCUCUCGGGGUGCUGUCCAGCGAAGACACCCUAACAGAUAAUCAAAACGAGGAGACUCUGGGUGCUCUGCAGGGUACCCUACGUCUUCAAGAUCUGCAGAACUCUCCAGAAGACAUUGGUGGUGAUCACAACCAACAGAUCCAAAAUUCUGGACAGAAUCAAGUGGUCAGUGAGUUCGGGGCUAGCUUCUGGGUCGAUGAUAUGGCUGGCUUUCCUUUGCCACCGCUGGACUUGGACCCUUUACCACCUGGUCUCUUCAGCCCAUGCUCGGGAACCUAUAAUUGGGGUUGCACCAGAGGAGAAUGUGCGCCAAGAACGAGCAACGCAAAUGGAGAAGGUGUCGCGGAUGUGUUACUAUCGUUAAAACAUGCUGUCGUCCAUCCCGGAAGUCCUACCGGCGGAUACUACUCGACAGGGGGAUCGAGUCAUCAUUAUUCCCAGGAUUACACGCAAAAUCUGGGCCCACCCGUGCCACCCACGCAUUAUGCGUCAACUCCAGCCAUGUCUGUCAACGUUUCCAUGAAUAUGACCAUGAAUAUGAACAUGCACUCUGGGUACGAGCAAAGCUAUUCGUCGGCGUGGGGCGUGGAACCCCUGUUAAGUCCCGCCCAGCAGUAUAAUCCUGUGGAGCAGCAGACGAGGGUGAAUCAACCCCCGGCCAAUAGCCUGAUCGGCACCAGCACCCAUCCUCAUUCGCAUCCCCCGGCGCACAGCCAUUCCAGGCUGCAAUUGUCCAGUGAACAUGCGCUGUGCAUAGGCGCCACCGGGAACCCAGUCACACCCGACGACAAUGGCAGACCUAACCUCUGUAGAAUUUGCGGCAAGUCGUAUGCGCGGCCGAGCACCCUCAAGACACAUCUUAGAACGCACUCUGGGGAGAAACCGUUUAGGUGUCACGCGUGCUCAAAGGCAUUUAGUCAAGCCGCGAAUUUAACUGCCCACGCUAGAACUCAUUCCGGAGAAAAACCGUUUCGAUGCCCCGUGUGCGAUCGAAGAUUUUCGCAAAGCAGUUCCGUAACCACACACAUGAGAACGCAUUCAGGAGAACGUCCGUAUAGAUGUCGAUUCUGCAAGAAAGCAUUUUCGGACAGUUCUACUUUAACCAAACAUCUUCGUAUUCACUCUGGCGAGAAACCGUACCAGUGUAAGCUGUGCUUGCUGAGGUUUAGUCAGAGCGGUAAUCUCAACAGGCAUAUGAGAGUCCAUGGUGGCUCUCUAACGUGA
Molecule: messenger RNA, 1347 nt
Organism: Habropoda laboriosa
Lineage: Eukaryota; Metazoa; Arthropoda; Insecta; Hymenoptera; Apidae
Product: protein glass-like
Exons: 6
Coding region: 10-1347 (445 amino acids)
Cellular component (GO): nucleus
Source: RefSeq, a predicted model, not a curated record